AUGGUCCAGAUCAGCGAGGUGAAGGGUAACAAGCGAGACAAUCGCACAGCCGCCCAUACUCAUAUCAAGGGCUUGGGCUUGAAAUCAGAUGGAUAUGCAGAGAAGCAAGCGGCCGGAUUUGUCGGUCAAGUCGGCGCGCGUGAGUCCUGCGGUGUUGUAGUGGACUUGAUUCGGGCUCAGAAGAUGGCUGGCCGAGGUGUGCUGCUGGCAGGAGGACCCGGAACUGGAAAGACCGCUCUCGCGCUCGCAAUCAGCCAAGAAUUGGGAACCAAGAUUCCCUUUUGCCCCAUCGUUGGCAGCGAAAUCUACUCCACGGAAGUCAAGAAGACCGAGAUGCUGAUGGAGAACUUCCGAAGAGCCAUUGGCCUGAAGGUCCGAGAGACGAAGGAGGUGUAUGAAGGAGAGGUUACAGAACUCACACCUGAGGAGGCCGAAAACCCGUUAGGCGGCUACGGCAAGACCAUCAGCACGCUCUUGAUUGGACUCAAGAGCGCAAAGGGACAGAAGAAGCUCCGCCUCGACCCAAGUAUCUACGAAGCAAUUCAGAAGGAGAGAGUGACGGUCGGCGACGUGAUCUAUAUCGAAGCGAACACGGGUGCCUGCAAACGAGUUGGCCGAUCAGACGCCUACGCCACGGAAUUCGACCUGGAGGCGGAGGAGUACGUACCCAUCCCCAAGGGUGAGGUGCACAAGAAGAAGGAGAUCGUGCAAGACGUUACGCUACAUGACCUCGAUGUGGCCAAUGCCCGUCCUCAAGGCGGCCAGGAUAUUAUGAGCAUGAUGGGCCAGCUAAUGAAGCCCAAGAUGACGGAGAUUACAGACAAACUUCGUGGAGAGAUCAACAAAGUGGUCAGCAAGUACAUCGACCAGGGUGUUGCUGAGCUUGUGCCAGGCGUUUUGUUUAUCGAUGAGGCACACAUGCUCGAUGUGGAGUGCUUCACCUACCUGAACAGAGCCUUGGAAUCGCCCAUCUCCCCCAUCGUGAUCUUGGCUUCCAACCGGGGAAUGUGCACCAUCAGAGGCACUGACGACAUUGUCGCGGCUCACGGAAUCCCUGCCGACUUCCUCACACGCUUGCUCAUCAUCCCUACAACGCCCUACGAGGCGGAAGAAAUCAAGCGCAUCGUGCGGAUACGCUCAUCAACCGAAGGCGUCUCAGUAUCAGAUGCUGCCAUUGACAAAAUCUCGGAACACGGUGUCCGCAUCAGCCUGCGGUAUUGUCUGCAGCUGUUGACCCCUGCAAGCAUUCUUGCCAAGGCCAACGGCCGCUCCCAAAUCGACGUUCAGGACGUUGCCGAGUGUGAGGACUUGUUCCUUGAUGCUCGCCGAAGUGCCGCCCUCCUCAGCAGCGAGGCCGGGCGAGGAUACCUCGCGUAA
Messenger RNA from Fusarium tjaetaba, 1377 nucleotides. Its product is annotated as RUVB. The transcript is spliced from 4 exons. Lineage: Eukaryota; Fungi; Ascomycota; Sordariomycetes; Hypocreales; Nectriaceae. The coding region runs from base 1 to 1377 and encodes 458 amino acids. Gene Ontology annotation, molecular function: ATP hydrolysis activity; ATP binding; DNA helicase activity. The record is from RefSeq and is a predicted model, not a curated record. Gene Ontology annotation, biological process: regulation of transcription by RNA polymerase II; box C/D snoRNP assembly; chromatin remodeling. Gene Ontology annotation, cellular component: R2TP complex; Ino80 complex; NuA4 histone acetyltransferase complex.